Pelobates fuscus (common spadefoot toad) is the source of this 2399-nucleotide messenger RNA. RefSeq names its product siah E3 ubiquitin protein ligase 1 (gene SIAH1). The transcript is spliced from 3 exons. The record is from RefSeq and is a predicted model, not a curated record. Gene Ontology annotation, biological process: proteasome-mediated ubiquitin-dependent protein catabolic process; multicellular organism development. Gene Ontology annotation, molecular function: zinc ion binding; ubiquitin conjugating enzyme binding; ubiquitin protein ligase activity. NCBI's taxonomy places the organism in Eukaryota, Metazoa, Chordata, Amphibia, Anura, Pelobatidae. Bases 459 to 1340 code for a protein of 293 amino acids. Gene Ontology annotation, cellular component: cytoplasm.
GGAAGUAUAAGCGGUAGCGCGCGGUGCGCGUGACACGAGUGACGCAGGUGGUGUGAACGCGCACGCUCCGUCCGCAGUGUCUUUCUCUGGGGCUGAGGCGGCCGCGCGCUGGGAUCGGUAACGUCUCGAGGAGACCCCGAGACACCGGCCGGACACGGAGUACCCACCGGAUACGGAACCUUUAUCGCCCACUGAGCCUGGGACACCGAGUACCUACCGGAUCCCGGGUACCUACCGAGCACUGACCGGAUACCGAGCCGCUCUAGGCCAGCUAAUCCCGGAUACCGAGCCCGGGACACGGAGCUGGCGGCUCGCACUGUGUCCGCCCGACCGGUCAACCCCUUCCUGCCCAGGGCCCGGCCUGUGGGACCGCUAAACCUCUGCCGGGCUGGCCCUUGACAUGUGAGCGGAGAUACGUCUGUAUGCGCAAAUACUGAUCCGAUUUCUGGACGUGUGCUAUGCUGGAAGGUGGUGGCUGCUCAGACGCAAAAAUGAGCCGUCAGACUGCUACAGCCAUCCCUACAGGUACUUCCAAGUGUCCCCCAUCCCAGCGAGUACCAGCUCUGACGGGAACAACUGCAUCCAACAAUGACCUGGCAAGCCUGUUUGAAUGCCCAGUGUGCUUUGACUAUGUUUUACCACCCAUUCUCCAGUGUCAGAGCGGCCACCUUGUUUGCAGCAAUUGUCGGCCAAAGCUCACAUGUUGUCCAACCUGCAGAGGCCCUUUGGGAUCCAUCCGUAAUUUGGCAAUGGAAAAGGUGGCCAACUCUGUACUUUUCCCCUGCAAAUACGCUAGCUCUGGAUGUGAGGUAACGUUGCCGCACACGGAAAAAGCGGAUCAUGAGGAGCUGUGUGAGUUUCGUCCUUACUCUUGUCCCUGUCCUGGGGCUUCUUGUAAAUGGCAAGGCUCCCUGGAUGCAGUCAUGCCUCACCUAAUGCAUCAGCAUAAAUCUAUAACAACAUUACAAGGAGAGGAUAUUGUAUUCCUGGCUACAGACAUUAACCUUCCAGGAGCUGUCGACUGGGUUAUGAUGCAAUCUUGCUUUGGGUUUCACUUCAUGUUGGUUCUGGAGAAACAAGAGAAGUAUGAUGGUCAUCAGCAGUUCUUUGCAAUUGUGCAGCUAAUAGGAACGCGCAAGCAAGCAGAAAAUUUUGCCUACCGGCUGGAGCUAAAUGGCCACCGGCGGCGAUUGACUUGGGAAGCUACUCCUCGCUCAAUUCACGAGGGAAUUGCAACUGCUAUCAUGAACAGUGACUGUCUAGUUUUCGACACCAGCAUCGCACAGCUGUUUGCAGAAAAUGGCAAUUUAGGAAUUAAUGUAACCAUCUCCAUGUGUUAAAAGCUGCAUUCAAAUACUUCCAGGCCAGUGUUCCACUUCCCAUCCAGCGCUCAAUAUCAAUCCGUACUGCCGGCCUCCCGCCACAAGCAGGAAUUCCACUUACAGGAAGCAGUUGCAUGUAGAAACACUAAUAUUUAAAAACAAAACAAAAAACCACUGAAAUAUAUAGGCACCCAGCGGGUCAACUUUUGUACGUAAAGCGAAAAAAAAAAAAAUAACAGAGCAACAAAAAUCCAACAUUAAAUGUAAAAUAACCCCCAAUGAAUUUGUGUUUGUAGUUUGUACAGUGAAAUUGUGUGUUUAUUUCCCUCCUGUUUGACGGACAAGCCUUUUUGCGCGGUUUAAAGCCACUGCAAUCCUCAAGUCACUCUAUAGAAUUGCUGCUGUUUUGUGUACUUUUUUUUGGCUAAUUUUUUAUUAACUUCUAGUUUUUCAUUCAAUAAAUUUGACUUUCUUUUCUGUAAUUAAGGGUUUUUUUGUACACAUUUGCAAUGCAUAAUUUUGGAUUAAAGAUAUACAUUUUUUUUUUUAAACUUUAUUUUAAAAUGUUUCUAGUAUGGCUUUGAGGAAUGUGUUUAACGUUACAUGAUCCUGAACCAAUUGGCUUUGCUGUAUGUAUAGCCGAAAGCCUCCUAGUUCUGCCAUCUAUGCAAUCAGAUAUGGCAGAUUCUACAAUUCCCAUAACCCCCAUUAGGGAUAAUGGGGAUUGUUGUUGAAUAAUGCCAAGUAUAUGUAUAUCCCUGGAUCUCCAGCACAACCUCAAUUGCAGAAUGAAUGUCAAACCACAUAUAUAUUUUUUUAAUUUAAGUAGCAAAUGGGGUGGGGGGGGUCAUUCUGCUUUGAGUAAAUUCUGUGUAGUUUCUGUUCACCCAACAUUAAACAAAAUCUGCAAGAUGUAUGGCUGUUUGUCUCAAACAAAGGGUGUAUUUGUUUUAUGUAGCUGCAAGAACCCAUUGUCUGACAAAUAUAAUUGAAACCUGAUAUUGUUAAAGAGUAGUCUCAAAAUGAGAUGUUCUCAUUCUUUUUAUAAUUGUCAUUAAAUGUAUCCUUAACAAACUA